Molecule: messenger RNA, 489 nt
Organism: Cariama cristata (Red-legged seriema)
Lineage: Eukaryota; Metazoa; Chordata; Aves; Cariamiformes; Cariamidae
Gene: FANCF
Product: Fanconi anemia, complementation group F
Exons: 1
Biological process (GO): interstrand cross-link repair
Cellular component (GO): Fanconi anaemia nuclear complex
Source: RefSeq, a predicted model, not a curated record
AGUGGUGCUGAGCAGGUCGGGGGCAGGGGUCGGGAUGUGAACGGCCUAGAUGGAAACCAGACGAGUGCAACAGGAGACGAAUGUGUUGCUGGGCCCCUGCUUUCCUGGCUGAUGGGAAAUCUGGAGCGUUUUUCUGCAUUCUGCCUUGUCCUUCCAGGCUCCCUUCUUGCCUCCUUGGCUGGUCACUAUUCCCAGUUAAGCAAAUCUUAUUUGGACCUCUUAACCGGCUGGGGAAGCCACUUGCUCUAUGACCCCUUGCAGGGACGGUGGGUUAAAAGUUGUCAUGACAAAGCUGAAGUGUCCUGGGAGGAGCUGAAGGAGCGCUUCAACUGCCUCUGUCGGGGAUCUGCACCUCUCAGGGGACAGACCCAAGCUGCUCUGAAACUCCUGAAGGCACGGGAUGGAAACUUCAAAGUCUGUGGUCUAAGUGUGUGGACUGACUUACUGAUGGAAGUAGAGGAGUAUCUGAGGAAAGCAGCAGAGCACUAA